Molecule: messenger RNA, 1787 nt
Organism: Cucurbita maxima (winter squash)
Lineage: Eukaryota; Viridiplantae; Streptophyta; Magnoliopsida; Cucurbitales; Cucurbitaceae
Product: pentatricopeptide repeat-containing protein At1g60770
Exons: 2
Coding region: 59-1537 (492 amino acids)
Cellular component (GO): mitochondrion
Molecular function (GO): protein binding
Source: RefSeq, a predicted model, not a curated record
UUGAAUUCAGGAUCUGUAGUAAAACCAUUUCGUCGCUGGCGGAGGGAAGUGCCGGAAAAUGGCGUUACUUCUACGGCAGCUCAGUCGCACCAAGAAUGUGGCAAAGAGGUCGACGAAGAAGUAUCUGGAGGAACCACUGUAUGUGAGGCUUUUUAAAGAUGGUGGCUCAGAGAAGAGCGUUCGGCUACAGUUGAAUGUUUUCCUCAAGAGUCGCAAGCGAGUUUUCAAAUGGGAGGUUGGAGAUACGCUCAAGAAGCUUCGCGAUAGGAAGCUGUAUUAUCCUGCUCUCAAGCUUUCAGAAACUAUGGCCAAAAGGAGCAUGAACAAAACAGUAAGUGAUCAAGCAAGACAUCUUGAUUUAUUAGGCAAGGCUCGAGGAAUUGCUGCCGCCGAGAGCUUCUUUGUUAGUCUUCCCGAAUCAUCAAAGAAUCAUCUUUGCUAUGGUUCUCUUCUCAACUGUUACUGCAAGGAAUUAAUGACUGAAAAAGCUGAAGCUAUCUUGGAGAAAAUGAAGGAACUCAACCUAACUGUGACCUCCAUGCCAUACAAUAGCCUUAUGACACUAUACACAAAAACUGGGCAGCCAGAAAAAGUUCGUGCAAUCAUACAGGAAAUGAAGGCGGCCAACGUAUUGUUUGAUACCUAUACAUAUAAUGUGUGGAUGAGGGCACUUGCUGCUUCAAAUGACAUCUCUGGUGUGGAAAGGGUUAUUGAUGAGAUGAAGAGGGACGGCAGAGCUGUGGGAGAUUGGACAACAUAUAGCAACUUAGCCUCAAUUUAUGUUGAUGCUCACAUGUUCGACAAGGCAGGCAACGCGCUGAAGGAAUUGGAGAAGAGAAACGCUUGUCGAGAUCUUUCUGCGUUCCAGUUCCUGAUUACGUUGCAUGGACAAAUGGGUAACCUGCUCGAAGUCUAUAGAGUUUGGCGCUCAUUAAGGUUAGCCUUUCCAAACACUGCAAAUAUAAGCUAUCUCAACAUGAUCCAAACUCUGAUAAAGUUGAAAGACUUACCUGGCGCAGAGAAAUGUUUCAAGGAAUGGGAAUCAGGAUGCUCAACUUAUGAUAUUAGGAUUGCAAAUGCUCUUAUAGGAGCUUAUGCCAAGGAGGGUUUGCUAGAGAAGGCUAUCGAACUCAAGGUUCGAGCCCGACAAAGAGGGGCUAAACCUAACGCGAAAACUUGGGAAAUUUUUAUGGAUUAUUAUCUCAAAAAUGGAGAAUUUAAACUGGCAGCUGAUUGUGUUGCCAAAGCAGUAUCCAAAGGUAGACUAGAUGAGGGGAAAUGGGUGCCAUCGCCUGAGGUUAUUAGAACAUUCAUGAGCCAUUACGAGCAAGAAAAAGAUGUUGAUGGUGCAGAGAGCUUUGUUGAAACAGUAAAGAAAAGUGUAGACAGUUUAGAAUCAGAGGUCUUUGAAUCAUUGAUAAGAACGUAUUCUGCAGCAGGAAGGAGAAGUUGUAUGAUGAGUCGUAGGUUGAAGAUGGAGAAUGUGGAGGUCAGUGAGGCCUGCAAGAAGCUGCUCGACGAAAUAUCGAUUGAAUGAGCGUUUGUUGAACAACAAAGUUUUAUGAUUUAGAGAAUUCCAAGGUUUGAGGAAUUGAAUUUUUCAGUGGUUAUUUGAUAUUAAGGACUUCCUCUUCUAUUUCAAUUUGAAUUUUUACCAUUUAGAGAAUUCCAAGCUCUGUUUCUGUAAGAUUUACAAUAAAUUAUUAUGAACAGAGAGGGAGAGAUGGAAGGCUGUGUUCCCAGUUCCAAUACAAACACUCAAAAAAACUGUCUUUUCUGCCUCAAAA